Messenger RNA from Acipenser ruthenus (sterlet), 1074 nucleotides. RefSeq names its product G-protein coupled receptor 4-like. Gene Ontology annotation, cellular component: membrane. The coding region runs from base 1 to 1074 and encodes 357 amino acids. The record is from RefSeq and is a predicted model, not a curated record. Lineage: Eukaryota; Metazoa; Chordata; Actinopteri; Acipenseriformes; Acipenseridae. The transcript is spliced from 2 exons. Gene Ontology annotation, molecular function: G protein-coupled receptor activity. Gene Ontology annotation, biological process: G protein-coupled receptor signaling pathway.
AUGGUUUUCCUAGCAACAAGUAGCAGGACCUUCUUCACUGCAUCUGAAGCUCCUCCAACCAGCUCUCAUACAGGAUCGCCUGAGAAUCUGCUGAAAGGAUUCAGAAUGAAUAAUUCCAGUAUCCGCAACGAAUCAUGUGACAACAUUGACUUCAGCUUAGACCAGACCUUUCUCCCGGUGCUGUACGGACUUGUCUUCUGCAUUGGGCUGCCCACCAAUUGCUUAGCCCUCUACGGGCUGUACCGCCUGGUCAGGACUGACAAUGCCCUUCCUGUCUACGUCAUCAACCUGCUCUUAUCAGACCUGCUGCAGAUCAGCACGCUGCCUCUCUGGAUUGACUACUACAGCCACGGGCACGUGUGGCGUUUCGGGAACACCUUGUGUGAAAUCACUGGGGUCAUCUUUUGGAUCUGCCAAAGCGUCAGCAUUUUCUUCAUGCUCUGUGUUGCUUUGGAGCGUUACAUUGCCGUCUCCCACCCUCUGUGCUUCCGAAGCCAGUGUAGACUCAAGUACACCUGCUUACUUUGUGUGUUUGCAUGGCUGCUAGCAAUUCUGGGGAUCACAAUGUCCUUCCAAGUUGGUUUUACCAACACUGCAGAUUGGUUGUGUUUUGAAAAAUAUCCCUCCAACAAACAAUUCUGCGUGUUGCGUUUGGGGACAAUCACAUUGUGUUUUCCACUGCCACUGAUUCUCCUAGUCGGUCUUUAUGGUGGGACUUGGAGGAAUAUAAACCAGGCUGUUUCAGUGACAGACUGCGAAAAGAAAAAGAUAACAAAAUUGUUGCUUCUUCUGGUGGUGAUAUUUGUCCUCGUGUUUGGGCCAUAUCACAUCGUUGGGUAUGUCAAAUUUUUUGGGUUGAUGAUUCUAGGGGACAGCUGUGAUUAUGAAGCCAGGAUUUUCAUCUAUUUCCAGAUUGGAAUGGGAAUUCUCAGCCUAAACAGCCUCCUGGAUCCAUUCUUGUAUAUCUUUGUUUGCAGAGAUGUUAGGAAGGAGAUGCUGGAUUCUUUCCCAUGCUUCCAGAAGCUGGCCAGUGAAAGAGAGCUCUGGAAGAUAAUCAGAUCAGCAAAAACCUAG